Exophiala viscosa is the source of this 1458-nucleotide messenger RNA. RefSeq lists its product as uncharacterized. The transcript is spliced from 5 exons. Lineage: Eukaryota; Fungi; Ascomycota; Eurotiomycetes; Chaetothyriales; Herpotrichiellaceae. The record is from RefSeq and is a predicted model, not a curated record. The coding region runs from base 1 to 1458 and encodes 485 amino acids.
AUGAAGGGGAUUCGCCGAAACUCUCCUGUCUUUCAAAACUUCAUCAUGGGAUGUAUGUUGUUCUGCCUGCCCGGCAUCUAUGUGGCCAUCACUGGUCUCGGAGCCGGUGGUGGGAAGUCAACUUCUCAAGUCACAUCUUCUGAUGCCAAUACCAUCCUUUACGGGAUGUUCACACUCUUUGGUUGGCUAGGCGGUUCCAUCUUGAACAUUUUCAGACCAAAAAUUACUGCCGUGUUUGGUGCUAUUGGCUAUCCAUUAUAUAUCGGUGGGCUAUGGUACUACGAUCGAACAGAACACCCAUGGUUUGUACUAUUUGCCGGUGCCAUGCUGGGCAUGACCGCUGGCUGUCUCUGGACCACCACAGGAUACGUCUCGUAUGUCUAUCCCCAGGAAAAGGAGAAGGGCACAAAAGUACAUUGUGAUUCAGUACAUGCUUCAUUCUUUGGGCUCAACAGUGGGAGCCUUUGUGCCUUUGGCGGGAACGUUCACGAAACCUCCACCAAAGGUGUAUCUGACGGUGUCUAUAUCACCUUCAUUGUCAUCAUGUGCUGUGCCAUUCUUAUUGGAGGUAUAUUCAUCGUCGAUCCCCGGAAGGUCGUUCGUGAUGAUGGCACGCACAUUGCCAUCUUCAAAAAAGAAAAACCUGGAAAGGAACUCAUGGAGAUGUUGAAGGUCUUUGUUGACAAAAGGAUUCUACUUCUUACUCCUGCAAUCUUCUGCGGUGAGAUGGCCUCUGCUCUCGUUAGCAGUAUCAACAGCUACUACUUCAAUCUCCGGACCCGAUGCCUCAAUAACGCCAUAUACCAAAUCAUCCAGAUCAUAAUUCCAUUCGUCUUGUCGUUUUUCCUUGACACCAAGUUCGUCAAGCACCGGCGCACUCGUGGCUACCUUGGUAUUGCUUUUAUCGGAACUAUCACUCUGUGUUCAUGUGCUGGACUCACAGCCUUCAUCGUGGAGAACGGCCUCAAUAAACAUACCAGCCCAAAAGCACGAGGAAACGACUGGUCAGACCCUGGCUUUGCGAAAGCCUUUGUCAUCUAUUUGUUCUGGGGGAUGGUCUACAGUGGCUAUCAAAUCGUUGUUGAGUGGGUCCUUGCUGCGCUAACUAACGACCCUGCCGUUCUGGCGCGAUAUUCGGGCUUAUUCAAGGGAAAGGGCAGCUUGGGGAUAAUGGUCUCUUUCCUGCUGGACUCGCGAACGGUCCCUUAUAUCUGGCAGCUUACGUUGCAGUUUGUGCUUUACACCAUUGGCAUCAUUGGAAUGGUCGUUGUGACGAAGUUGUACAUCCCAGAUACAAACUAUUUUAGUGAGGAAUCCGUCGUUGUUCCACACCAAGUCGAGGAGAUGGCCAAACUUGGGGGAAUGGUCACGGAAGAGCAGAUCAAUCACGAGUUUGAAAAGGAACGGCGAGCUGCGCAACUUGCAGAGGGCCACGACAUUGAGAUCACUCCGGCUUGA